Hemiscyllium ocellatum (epaulette shark) is the source of this 1693-nucleotide messenger RNA. Its product is annotated as tumor protein p63-regulated gene 1-like protein. NCBI's taxonomy places the organism in Eukaryota, Metazoa, Chordata, Chondrichthyes, Orectolobiformes, Hemiscylliidae. Bases 329 to 1183 code for a protein of 284 amino acids. The record is from RefSeq and is a predicted model, not a curated record. Gene Ontology annotation, cellular component: cytoplasm. The transcript has 5 exons.
CCUUCUGAGAACCGCCCUAGCGAUGAACCAGGAAGCAGGUGAGAGAGUAAACAGGUGGGAAAGAGGGAUAUUGGACUUCCAGCCUUCCUGAAAGGAACACUCCUUCUGCAGUCCAACAGACCACACUCACCCUCGGGGAGGGGAGAAAGAGACAGAGACCCGCCUGAGAGAAGGAGAACGAGACUUACCUGUGGGUGCUCACCUGUCUGCAGCCGGAAGUGUUGCUCUGAUCAUUGGGUCCCCCUCUGUGUGUUGGUGACACUCCGGCCUGAGCUGCUCCCCCUUCACCUGCCCAUUGCCGUGUGGGUGGUCUGCUCUCGGUCUCCCGAUGGCAGCGAUCCAGGAUCCGGGCCACUUCCAGGCGGUGGACCUGAGCAGCGAGACCGGCCCUGGAGCUCAGCAGACCGCUGGGCUGGAGAAGACGAUGCUGACUGAUGACAGAGAGGGAGCUGCAAGAGAAACCGAGGACAGGCUGGGCCACCAGGCUGAGAAAGACCAGGCAAGCCCAGCUCCAUCAUCUCCUACACCCUUGGACUACAAACUCAGGAAGUUCUUUGUGCUCCGGCCAGGAACAUUUGACCAAGCAUUGGCAGAUAUCAAAGCACAGAUUAAUCAGCAAGAAGAUGGAACUUUACAAAGUACCUGGCUUCUUACUGAAAUCGAUCAUUGGAACAAUGAGAAGGAACGGGUUGUUCUGAUUUGUGAGAAGACCCUGCUCAUCUGCAAGUAUGAUUUCAUGGUUCUCACAUAUCAGUACUGUCGACGGGUGCCACUCAAUUACAUCGACAGAAUCUAUUAUGGAGAAUUCUCUUUCCCUGAGCGAUCCAUCAGCAGGAGAGAAGGCAAGGGAGUUCGUAUUCACUGGGACAAGCUGCGAGAGGCUUCCUUCCUAUCCCGUUGGAACCCUUGGAGCACUGAAAUUCCAUAUACAACCUUUGCUGAACAUCCAGCCGUCAAUGCCACUGAGAGAUUCACCAGCCUUUGUCAGCUCGAAAAUUUCAAAAUACAGCUGUCUCAGGCUGUCCAAAAAGCCUACCAAGUGGAUCCAGUUCCUGGGAGGGCGAAUGGAGCGCUGAUACUGAAUCAUCCAAUCGCCAUUGAUUCCUACAUGGGGGUGAUGUCUGUCAUCAGCAAUCAGAACAGGCUGGGCUAUUCACUGGCUCGGGGCUCUGUGGGCUUCUAGCCUGACUGCACCACUGGCCUGUUGCGAUUCCCUAGACAAAUGGUUUCCUUUAGGUCUCUUGCGAUUGCUUCCUCACUAUUUAAAGUUGUUAAGAUUUUGCAGAUCACAUGUCAGUCCCUAAUUCUACAGAUAUCAUGGUCCAUUCUUGAAUCAACAUUAAAUCUAUUGAGUUUCAUACAUAAAGUGAAUACUGAAUCUGUCAUAUGUCACAAUUCUACAAACAAGAGUAGACUGAGAAUAUUAGACAUUGCUUGCAUUCAUUGAAAGUAGUAACAUAAGAGCUGAGAUAACAUUUAAUAACAACAUGCAUUGAGAUUUAUUGUUCCACAAGAUGUUAUCCCUGGGUGUAUUGGUGUUUUAAUACGAGACAUUUCCAAAAAAAUAUUGUUAAAACAAUGCACUAAUGUAUGGUACAUAACGUUUAUGAGCGUUUUAUGACAUCACCAAUUAGGCUUUCUCUGUCAUUUGUAUAUUGUUGUUAACUUUGACUAAUAAAUGUUAUUCUGGACA